AUGGACGAUGACAUGACCCGGGACAUGUGCCCGAUCUGUAAGACGGACCGGUACUUGUCACCCAACAUGGUAUUUCUAAUCAACCCGGAGUGCUACCACAAGAUCUGCGAGUCAUGCGUCGACCGGAUCUUCUCGCUUGGCCCCGCACAGUGUCCGUACCCGAAAUGUAGCAAGAUUUUGCGGAAGAACCGGUUCAAAAAACAGGUCUUUGACGAUAUUCUCAUCGAGCGGGAGAUCGACAUCCGCAAGCGGAUCCAGCGGAUCUACAACAAGACCGAGGAGGACUUUGCGUCGCUCCCCGAGUACAAUGCGUACUUGGAGGCCGUGGAGGAAAUCACAUUCAAGCUCUGCGAGGGCAUAGAUACGGACGAGACCGAGAAAGAGGUCAGCAAGUACGAGGCUGAGCACAAGAUCGAGAUCUUGGAGAUCGCCAUGCGCGAGUCGCAAAAGGACUCCGACGUCAGCAAGUUCCAAGAGGCCACGGAGCGGCUCAGGCAGGAGAAGUUGAACAUCCAGAAGCAGAUGGAGGCCGAGGACGCGGAGUUCCAGAAACAGCAGAAGGUGGAGUUGAUGGAAAAGCUCCAGUCGUCCGCGGCCAACGCGGAGGAGAUCAUGAAGCAGCAGAAGAACGCGCAGCUCAAGCGGCUGCUGCUCCGCAAGCGGCAGCUCCAGCAGAUCUCCAGCCAGUUGGACCAGAAAUUCCUCUCCAACAAAGCGGGCUCACGGCACGGCGCGGGCCUGGACUCUGCGGAUGCGCACACGCCGUUCACGCCCUUCUGCGGCGACCGGGACGUGGACAAAAAGUACACGCUUUUGGGCAAGCCGACGCGCGACGUGGUGGAUAUCACCGACACAUACUACGAUCCGUACGUCAACAAGAUGGCGCAGAACCGCGAGUUUUUGGGCGGCGGCUGGCGGCUCAAGACCUUGUUCGAGCGUGCGUUGGACGAGGCGUUCAUGGGGCUCAGCUGCUUCAUCGAGACGGAAAGAGCACCGCACCUGCGCCGCGGCCCAAGCGACACCGCCUUGAUGGAAAAGCUCCAGUCGUCCGCGGCCAACGCGGAGGAGAUCAUGAAGCAGCAGAAGAACGCGCAGCUCAAGCGGCUGCUGCUCCGCAAGCGGCAGCUCCAGCAGAUCUCCAGCCAGUUGGACCAGAAAUUCCUCUCCAACAAAGCGGGCUCACGGCACGGCGCGGGCCUGGACUCUGCGGAUGCGCACACGCCGUUCACGCCCUUCUGCGGCGACCGGGACGUGGACAAAAAGUACACGCUUUUGGGCAAGCCGACGCGCGACGUGGUGGAUAUCACCGACACAUACUACGAUCCGUACGUCAACAAGAUGGCGCAGAACCGCGAGUUUUUGGGCGGCGGCUGGCGGCUCAAGACCUUGUUCGAGCGUGCGUUGGACGAGGCGUUCAUGGGGCUCAGCUGCUUCAUCGAGACGGAAAGAGCACCGCACCUGCGCCGCGGCCCAAGCGACACCGCCGUCUCGCAAUAG
Molecule: messenger RNA, 1497 nt
Organism: Metschnikowia bicuspidata var. bicuspidata NRRL YB-4993
Lineage: Eukaryota; Fungi; Ascomycota; Pichiomycetes; Serinales; Metschnikowiaceae
Gene: TFB3
Product: TFIIH/NER complex subunit
Exons: 2
Coding region: 1-1497 (498 amino acids)
Biological process (GO): positive regulation of cyclin-dependent protein serine/threonine kinase activity; regulation of transcription by RNA polymerase II; nucleotide-excision repair
Cellular component (GO): transcription factor TFIIH holo complex
Molecular function (GO): cyclin-dependent protein serine/threonine kinase activator activity
Source: RefSeq, a predicted model, not a curated record